AUGAAGGGUCCUCUAGAUCGAACUAAAGUGGUGCUGCGGCACUUGCCGCCGACGAUUUCUCAGUCAAACCUCACCGAGCAGGUUGAUUCACGCUUCUUGGGCCGCUACCACUGGCUUGUCUUUCGACCGGGCAAACAAAGCUCAAAGCAUGUGACAUAUUCUAGAGCUUACAUUGACUUUAAUAAACCAGAAGAUGUGAUAGAGUUCGCUGAGUAUUUUAAUGGCCAUGUUUUUGUCAAUGAGAAAGGAACUCAAUUUAAAACAAUUGUUGAGUAUGCUCCUUCACAACGUGUUCCAAAGCAAUGGUCAAAGAAGGAUGGCCGUGUGGGGACUAUUUUGAAAGAUCCUGAAUAUUUGGAGUUCCUUGAACUUCUCGCAAAGCCUGUUGAAAAUCUUCCCAGUGCAGAGAUACAGUUGGAGAGGAAGGAAGCAGAGCGUGCAGGUGCUCCAAGGGAUGAUCCCGUUGUGACUCCUCUAAUGGACUAUAUUCGGCAGAAAAGAGCUGCAAAGGGUGAAGCUCGGAGAACUGUUGUGAAUGGAAAGCCAACUAGAAAAGUGAGUGGAACGUCUUCCAGGAGUCCACUCUCCGGUUCCUCAAAGAGAGGCUUGGAGAAAAGGAGGACUUCUUCUACCAUGUAUGUACUGAAGGAAAGUUCCAAGAUUGUAAGCAGCAAUGACAAACCAACUUAUUUACUGGUGCAUAAACAUGAUCAACAGCCUAUGGGCAAGUCUGUCGAUGCAGCAGCUGUGUCGGGAAAUGAAGCAUUCGAAGGAGGCCCUGGAUCUAGUGGAAGCGGGAAGAAGAAAAUCCUGCUUCUGAAAGGAAAAGAAAAGGAAAUUCCCAGUAUACCCGAUGGUUCAUCAACCCAGCAGAAUGUUGCAAGUCCUGCCAAACCUUCUCACAGUUCUGGUCCUCUGAGACAGAACCAACGGCGUGAAGCUAGUGGAAGGAUUAUCAGGAAUAUCCUUGUGAACACUCGGCAACCAUCAUCAGGUUCUCAAAUUUCUAAUCAGGAAAGGGACAGAAAACCUCCUAGACAUCCUAGUCUGCAGUCAUCCCAGACAGAUACAAACGGUAUUCCUGAUGAUAACAAGGUAAUCUCCAAAAAUUUGAAUGCCACACCUUCAGAUAAGCAGGAAAGGCGCACAAGGAACAGAGACAGGCCCGAUCGUGGUGUUUGGGCUCCUCUUAGGCAUUCUGAUGGAUCACAUGCAAGUGAUGAGUCGUUGUCAUCUGCUUCCCAGACAUCUCAAGUGGUGGAUUCUGCAGAAGGAACUAAUGUAGAAGCAAAACAUGACAUGAUGGUUAACCGUGGGGGUCGUGGAAGUCAUUACUCUGCUGAGAAUGGUUCUCAUAGACAAGGGGGUCGCCGUGGCUCGGGUUAUAAUUUGAAGGAUUCAGAUGGCCCUUCCAUUGUAGAGGGAAAACCUUCGAAAAAAGGAGGUUUUUCUGGUUAUGGUUCGCAUGAGAAACAAGUGUGGGUCCAAAAGUCCAGCUCGGGUACAUAG
Striga hermonthica is the source of this 1509-nucleotide messenger RNA. Lineage: Eukaryota; Viridiplantae; Streptophyta; Magnoliopsida; Lamiales; Orobanchaceae. The record is from the annotation of a GenBank genome assembly.